CAUCUAGGUAUUUGACUUUUGUGCGGUAGCCAUUAACGUAGUUACGCUGGAAGAUAGAGAGCUCGAUGAAAUCUCUUCACUAACAAUGGAGACUCAGGAGUCUAAAAGACAAGAAAUUUCUCCCGGUACGAGUUUUUUGAGAUUUAGACCAGAAUAAAGCUCAAAAAUGUUGACCACCACCAUCAGCGGAGACGAAACAGAUUUGCCCUGCGGCGGAGGCGGGAAUGAGCCUCAAAAAGUUGCUAUAAUAUUUGCGUUUUGCGGCGUAGGAUACCAAGGGAUGCAAAAGAACCCCGGCGCGAAAACCAUUGAAGGUGAGCUCGAAGAAGCUCUGUUCCACGCCGGAGCCGUAACGGAAUCUAAUCGAGGCAAGCCGAAACAAUACGAUUUCGCACGAUCUGCAAGGACCGAUAAAGGAGUCAGUGCUGUGGGACAAGUAGUCUCAGGUCGCUUCUGCGUUGAUCCUCCUGGAUUCGUGGAUCGUCUCAAUUCAAAUCUCCCAAAUCAGAUUAGAGUUUUUGGAUACAAGCUUGUUACGCCGUCGUUCAGCUCCAAGAAGUCUUGCGAUCGAAGAAGGUAUGUGUAUCUGCUUCCAGUGUUUGCUCUUGAUCCCAUCUCGCAUCGUGAUAGAGAGACAGUAAUGGCUAGUUUGGGUUCAGGAGAGAUAUAUGUUAAGUGUGUUGAGUGCUCAGAGAGGGGUCGUAAGAUUCCAGGUGUUGUGGGCAAUGGGAAAGGAACCAACUUUGUUACAAAACCAGAAAUUUUGUCGACCAAGUCUAGUGCAUUAAGAACUGACGUCAAGAUUGAAGCUUUGAGUUCUAAUUUAUCUAGCUUGAGCUCAUUAGAUGUUGGAGUAGCUAGUAUACAAGAAGAUAUUUGUAAAUUGAAUACAAGUUCAUCAGAGAAGAUCAAUGGACAAGGUUUUAAAAGUACCGAAGCAAAGAGCAAGUUUUGUUACGGCGAGAAGGAGAAGGAGCGGUUCAAUAGAAUACUGAAUUGUUAUGUUGGAUCAUAUAAUUUUCAUAACUUUACUACAAGAACAAAAGCAGAUGAUCCGGCUGCGAAUCGUCACAUCAUCUCCUUCACCGCUAAUACUGUCAUUAAUCUUGAUGGUAUUGACUUUAUCAAGUGUGAAGUCUUAGGCAAAAGCUUCAUGCUUCAUCAGAUUCGAAAGAUGAUGGGUCUUGCUGUUGCAAUCAUGCGGAAUUGUGCUUCUGAAUCACUUAUCCAGACUGCUUUCAGCAAGGAUGUGGAUAUUACUGUACCAAUGGCUCCAGAAGUUGGACUCUACCUUGAUGAAUGCUUCUUCAUGUCGUAUAACAAAAACUUUGAAGACGGUCAUGAGGAAGUGUCGAUGAAAGCAUACAAAGAAGAAGCAGAAGCAUUCAAAUUGAAGCAUAUAUAUUCUCAUAUCGGCGCUACAGAGCGAAAAUAUGGAAAUGUGGCUCUUUGGCUGCAUUCCUUGAACCAUAGAAACUAUCCUGACCUAAAUUUUUGCAGCAAUGGACAUUACGCUGACCAAGUUCUUGUUCAUAAGAAAGUUGAUGAAACCCGCCACGAGGAAGAGUAGGUCUUAUAAUUAGUCCCUAAGCAAAAUGAUGGAAGCAUAGUUUGAAGAUUUCAUCACAUUGUUUGUGCUCUUAUUUAAUAACUUUUUAAUCAAUGAUUUGUUUUGUGUAUUGUUUGUAUUAUGGUUAGAACUAAAGAAUUGAUUUGUGUUUCGAACAAA
This is a messenger RNA of Capsella rubella, 1729 nucleotides long. Its product is annotated as tRNA pseudouridine synthase A. The coding region runs from base 167 to 1570 and encodes 467 amino acids. The transcript is spliced from 2 exons. Gene Ontology annotation, cellular component: nucleus. The record is from RefSeq and is a predicted model, not a curated record. NCBI's taxonomy places the organism in Eukaryota, Viridiplantae, Streptophyta, Magnoliopsida, Brassicales, Brassicaceae. Gene Ontology annotation, biological process: tRNA pseudouridine synthesis; mRNA pseudouridine synthesis. Gene Ontology annotation, molecular function: RNA binding; pseudouridine synthase activity.